AAAUGAAAUUCAAAAUUUUUAUUGCCCUUCAUAAUUGAUUGUUAUGUUAUUUGAUUCUCAGAUUCAAAAAUGGGCUCUUUCAAUCCACUUGCCAUUAUUCUCAAAGAAAAUAAACUUACUGGACCAAACUAUGUUGACUGGAAAAGAAACUUGAAUAUUGUGUUAACUACUGAGGGCCACAAAUAUGUGCUAUCUACGGCGUGCCCUCCUAUACCUGAAGAAAAUGCCACAGAACAAGAAGCAAAGCCUUAUAAAGAUUGGGUUAAGGCUGAUGAGAUGGCGCGGCGUUAUAUUUUGGCUUCUAUGUCGAAUAUAUUGCAACAUCAGCAUCAAGCUAUGGAAACUGCUUUUGAUAUGAUGCUAAACCUCAAAGAAAUGUUUGGGGAUCAAAAUCGGGCAGCAAGGCUAGUUGCUAUAAAAGAAUUGGUGAGCAUCACCCAUGUUGAAGGAACCCCGAUUAGGGAUCAUGUUCUAAAGAUGAUAGCUCUUCUUAAUGAACUAGAGAUCCUUGGAGCUGAAAUUGAUGGGGAAACCCAGAUCGAUUUCGUUCUUAACUCACUGCAGUCUAAGAGUUUUAAGCAGUUUCGCCUGACUUAUUCUAUGAACAAAAUGCAUUUAUCUUUGGCGGAACUUCUUAAGGAACUCCAAGCAGCUGAGGGUCUUUUGGUUGGGAAGAAACCACCAUCAGUGCUAGUGGCAGAGAAGGCUUCUACUUCUAAGCCGAAAGGCAAGAAGAAGCAGAAUAAGUCUCAGAAAAAGGUUGUGGAGGCAGUUCAUGCGCCUCAAGGUGGAGUGAAAAAGCCUACGGGCAAGUGUUUUCACUGCAAGCAGAAAGGACACUGAAAGAAGGAAUGUUCGAUUUUUCUCAAUAAAGUGAACAAACAAGGGGUUCCAGGAAACCAAAAGACUCAGUGAUGGGGAGAUUUAUCUACAUAUGGGAAAUGCUACGAGAGUGGCAGUAGUUGCAGUAGGAAAUGUUUUUUUAAAUUUUAAUAGUAAUAGGAGUUUAAUUUUGAGAGAUUGUC
Molecule: messenger RNA, 1025 nt
Organism: Rhododendron vialii
Lineage: Eukaryota; Viridiplantae; Streptophyta; Magnoliopsida; Ericales; Ericaceae
Exons: 2
Coding region: 70-843 (257 amino acids)
Source: RefSeq, a predicted model, not a curated record